AAUGAAAAUUUAUAAGGAGGAGGUCUUUUCCGUUUCGUUUGAGGUCCAAAGCCGAAACGGUUGAGGAUCUUUGUUUCAGUGUUGAGUGAGCUGAGAAGUGAAGUUAGUAAUGGAGAGCAGCGAGGAAGAAGAUGAUUUCCCUUCCAUUGAGAGCAUCAUCCCCCAAUCCAAGGUCGAUUCUCUUUAUCAGUCUCACACCGAAAAGGGGAUUCGAAAACUUUGCUGUGAGCUCUUAGAUUUGAAGGAUGCUGUGGAGAACUUAUGUGGCAAUAUGCACUCCAAGUUCUUGGCUUUCUUAAGGAUAUCUGAGGAGGCUGUAGAAGUGAAGCAUGAAUUGAUUGAGCUGCAAAAGCAUACUGAAAUAUCUGAAAUUAUUAAGCCGUUACCAUGCGAGGGAACUGACCGGAAAACAACAUUCUUAGAAAACCUUGAUGUUCUUCUGGCCGAGCAUAAGUUUGAAGAAGCGUUGGAUGCGUUAGAUGCCGAAGAAAGAAAUUCUGCAGAUCUGAAAGGCUCAGGGAAUAGCUCACUGGAUGAAAUUUCCUCGUGCAAGUCUGAUUUAUUGGAAAGAAAGGCAAUGCUUGAAGAACAGCUUAUUGGAAUCACUGAACAACCUUCAGUUAGUUUCCCUGAGCUGAAGAAGGCCUUAAAUGGUUUAAUAAAACUUGGAAAAGGUCCUACUGCACAUCAACAACUGCUGAAUUUUUUUGGGGCUCACCUCCAAAAGAGAAUCGAAGCUUUGCUUCCGUCAAGUUCUCUGUGUCCUGCAACAUUUCCUUCUACAUUAUCUAAGGUUGUAUUUUCUGUAGUUUCCCUGGCAACAAAGGAAUCUGCUUUGAUUUUUGGAGAUAAUCCUGUUUAUACCAACAGAAUUGUUCAGUGGGCAGAGUGGGAAAUUGAAUAUUUUGUACGAUUGGUGAAAGAGAAUGCACCAUCUGCGGAUACUGUUUAUGCCUUACGUGCUGUUAGCAUAUGUAUACAGGCUAGUCUAAACUACUGCUCAAUCUUGGAGUCACUAGGAUUGAAAAUGUCUAAAUUGCUGUUGGUACUACUUCGUCCUUCUUUUGAAGAAGUUUUAGAAUCAAACUUUAGACGCGCUAGAAGACUAGUUCUUGACAUGGCUGAAUCUACGGAAUGCUUCCCAUUGUCGCCACAAUUUGCAUCUUCACUUUCUGCUAUAGCAACAUCAUCUAGUAGCAUGCUUGUUGAGAGUGGAAUGCGUUUUAUGCGCAUUGUUGAAGAGAUAUUGGAACAGCUAACACCAAUGGCUAGUUUGCACUUUGGAGCAAAUGUACUUAGCAGAAUUUUACAACUAUUUGAUAAAUACAUGGAUGCUCUUAUCAAAGCUUUGCCUGGUCCAUCUGACGAUGACAAUCUUCCUGAGCUGAAAGAGGCUGUGCCUUUCAGAGCUGAGACAGACUCUGAACAACUUGCAAUAUUAGGGGUAGCGUUUAUCAUAUUGGAUGAACUGUUACCAAAUGCUGUAUUGUCAACAUGGAUGCGGAAAAGUGAUAGUAAGGAAUCAAACAGUGAACCUUCAGAGAAUGUCGUGCUCAACACAAAUACUAGUGUGGAAUUAAAGGAGUGGAAGAAACAUCUUCAGCAUUCUUUUGACAAGCUUCGAGAUCACUUCUGUCGACAAUACGUUUUGACUUUCAUCUAUUCAAGAGAGGGAAAAACACGGUUGAAUGCACAUAUUUACUUGAGUGAUAACAGAGAUGAUCUUUACGAUUCUGGCCCAUUGCCUUCACUUCCAUUUCAGGCAUUGUUUGCAAAGCUGCAGCAAUUAGCAACUGUGGCUGGAGAUGUAUUGCUUGGGAAAGAGAAAAUACAGAAAAUUUUGCUUGCUAGGUUGACCGAGACUGUUGUUAUGUGGUUGUCUGAUGAGCAAGAGUUCUGGGGUGUAUUAGAAGAUAAUUCAGCUCCCUUGCAACCACUUGGUUUGCAGCAGUUAAUUCUUGAUAUGCACUUUACUGUUGAAAUUGCCCGCUUCGCCGGAUAUCCAUCUCGACAUGUCCAUCAGAUAGCUUCAGCUAUUAUGACUCGUGCCAUCACAACCUUCUCAGCUCGGGGUAUUCAGCCACAAAGAAGUGCUCUUCCUGAGGAUGAAUGGUUUGUCGAAACUGCAAAGUCCGCAAUAAACAAGCUCUUGCUUGGGGUAUCGGAAUCAGAGGCGUCUGAUAUUGAUGAUGAAGAUCACAUCAUUGUUCAUGAAGUUGUCUCAGAUUCAGAUACUGUUUCGUCGCUUUCUACAAUGGAAUCUACAGAGUCUUUUGCUUCUGCUUCUGCUAGCAUGGCAGAACUUGACAGCCCCUCUAACUUGUCAGAUCAAGAUAACUGAAUUUUUCAGGUAGGCAUGAAAUUUUGAGAAACAUGUACUUGGCCCUACUUAUCCAUUUGCAGUUUCAAAAUUGUAGCUUAUGGUGUUAACCGGUAGAAACCAUCAAUUGUGUUGUAAGAGAGUUAGGCAUGCUCAAAAACCUGCAUCACUAACUAUAUCUAUCUGUAUAUUUUUGAAAAGGUGAAUUGGGUUGUGGGAGUAAGGGAGGUACUCCACUAUUUUCUUAGAAAUAUCUCCAAUUAUCCAUCACAAACACAGGUUUAAAGCAACCCGACCAUAGUAUUAGUGACAGAUAAGAAGAGGAAGAUAUAGUUAUAAUAAUUUUCAUUUGCAAGUA
Arachis ipaensis is the source of this 2678-nucleotide messenger RNA. Its product is annotated as LOW protein: exocyst complex component-like protein. Gene Ontology annotation, cellular component: exocyst. Gene Ontology annotation, biological process: exocytosis; intracellular protein localization; Golgi to plasma membrane transport. NCBI's taxonomy places the organism in Eukaryota, Viridiplantae, Streptophyta, Magnoliopsida, Fabales, Fabaceae. The record is from RefSeq and is a predicted model, not a curated record.